AUGUCGAGAGGAAAACGUUGUAGAGGGAAUAAACUGGUGCUGUUUACCAUGGGCGGAGUCCUGUGUGGUGUGGGGCUGGGUAUACUCGUAAAACAGUUUGAUCCUUCCCAAACCACACUGAUGUGGAUUGGUUUGCCGGGCGAGCUGUACAUCCGCUUCCUGAAAAUGCUGAUAACACCUCUCCUACUGACGUCUGUUAUUUCAGGUACAUCCUCGCUGAAUGCUAACACGAGUGGGAAGGUAGGGAUAUGUACCGUAGUAUAUUUCGUCCUCACCAACUUCCUCGGCUGUGUGGUUGGUUGUUCCAUCACUGUACUGGUUGUACCAGGCACUAACCACUAUACGCCUGCCGAUACUUUGGAACAGACAUCUAGUGCUAUUGAUUAUCACGAUUUAUUUGCAGAUGUUUUCAGAAAUCUGGUUCCAGAUAACCUAUUCCUUGCUACGUUUCAACAGACCCAGACCAGGUACCAGUUGGAGACUAAAUCGACAUCCAUAAACCAAACCCAAGAAACAAAGACGAAAAUUCUUGAAUACGUUGAGGGGGUAAACGUUCUAGGAAUAUUAACAGUUUGUACUCUCGUUGGUAUCUGUGCCGGGAAGGCAAAGCAGGAAGGAGAAGCGUUUAGGGCAUUCUUCACUUCUUCCUUCAGCGUACUGUUACAUCUUAUGCGUCUCUUUAUGUGGUGUACGCCUCUAGGACUUUUGAGUCUGUUGGCUAAGACUGUUUCUAGUGCCGACAAUCUGCUUGAUGACCUAGCCAACAUUGCUAUGUACCUCGUGACAGUAACAGUGGGACAGUGCCUUGUUGUCGUGGUGAUAGUACCGGCAGUAUACGUCAUCGUAAGACGGGCCAAUCCGGUGUAUCUAUACUAUACACUAAGGGAACCAAUAAUGCUCGCAUUUGCCACGGGGAGCACGGCUGCUGUUAUACCGGAUACGGUCCGUAUCCUGGUGGACGAGAUGGGUGUGGACCAACAUGUCGCAGAGUUCGUUGUACCCCUGUCCACUGCCAUAGGGAGAUGUGGAACAUCAUUAUAUGUAUCUGUAGCGUGUGUCUUCCUUCUUCAAAAGGAGACCUCAGACUACAGCGCUGAAACGGUGGUUCUUAUCUGUCUUAUGGCCGCUCUUUUGUCUACGGCGUCCCCUUCUGUAUCGGGAUCCAGUAUGGCGGUUAUCAUACUCAUCGUGUCUCAGUUCAACAUCCCCUCUGACAUGGUCGGCAUACUGUUUUCGACUGACUGGAUUAUAGACAGAAUCCGUACAAUAACAAAUUACGUUGCUCAAGUCCUGGGAACUAUCAUAACCAACUCGUGUGUUUCGCCCACACCUAACGCCAUUGAUGAACCAAGAUCUAGCAUCGCCUACACUUCCGAUUCUAUCAGCCGUACUGACAAUCCAAUCGAAUUAAAUACUCUUUCGUUAUGUGAAUCGUCCAUGUCAAACGCCAACGCCGUCUCUCUUGCAUCUGAUGGAAGACAAACCAGCACCAUAUCGACAGCUUACCUCCAUCAAACCUACCUCUUAAUAUUUUCAAUAUCCUCCAAGUCAUGUUCAUUAAUUGCACGUCUUAAAGGUAUUCCAGUUUAAAAUUUCGAUUUUUAUUUUUUUUUCGCUACAAUUUUACUAUGCUUUCAGCGCCAAAAAAAACAUAAAAUAAAAUCAAUAAAAGAGCAGAAACAUUUUAUGUGUAAUUAUGGGUGAUUUGUUUUAAUUUUGGCUGGAAAUCA
Molecule: messenger RNA, 1730 nt
Organism: Pecten maximus
Lineage: Eukaryota; Metazoa; Mollusca; Bivalvia; Pectinida; Pectinidae
Product: putative sodium-dependent excitatory amino acid transporter glt-3
Exons: 11
Coding region: 1-1590 (529 amino acids)
Biological process (GO): L-glutamate transmembrane transport
Cellular component (GO): plasma membrane
Molecular function (GO): glutamate:sodium symporter activity; neutral L-amino acid transmembrane transporter activity; L-glutamate transmembrane transporter activity
Source: RefSeq, a predicted model, not a curated record